CCUCAUUCUCAUAAGAGAGAGAGAGAGAUUAAUGAGCGAAUAAGGGGACGGGCGAAGAACAUUGUCGACGCUGAAAAUGGCGAGGUCUCUGCAACGCUUCUCGAGCCAAGCCCUCGCCCUCCGUCCGCCGCUGCUGGCGGCGGCGUCGCGGCCCUUCUCCGCCGACGCCGACGCGCUGGUGGAGAUCAAACCCGGCGAGAUUGGCAUGGUCUCCGGGAUCCCCGAAGAUCACCUCCGCCGGCGGGUUGUGAUAUAUUCACCCGCGAGAACCGCAACUCAGCAAGGAUCAGGAAAAGUGGGAAGGUGGAAGAUUAACUUUGUGUCAACGCAAAAGUGGGAAAAUCCAUUGAUGGGUUGGACAUCUACUGGAGACCCAUAUGCUAAUGUUGGUGAUGCUGGACUUGGUUUUGAUAGUGAAGAAGCUGCAAGGUCAUUUGCCGAGAGACAUGGUUGGGAGUACGUGGUCAAGAAGCCUCACACCCCAUUAUUGAAGCCAAAGGCUUAUGCUGACAACUUCAAAUGGAAGGGCCCUCCGCAAAACUGAGGAACAUUGAUUAUUCAGUUUGCCCUUACUUCGGUUCAUAAUGAAGAGAGGUUCCAUCACAAGCUGUCAUCUUCUUUGUUGUGUCUUGGACAUAGUCCAGACUUCAAGCUCCAUUGUUCUUUGUUGUGUACCGGAUGUAUUGUUGCUCCAUGAUGAUAGCUCGGUGGUUAUAAUAAUUGGCUAGAGAAUGGUUCUUUUUUGCCUCCAGCCUUCUCAAUGAUGAGAUCAUGUUUUGUUUGCAACUUGAAUCAAGGUCGCACUCAAUAUUUCCGUUCAUAAAGCUAUAGAAAAGCUGCAAAAUUCGUGUAA
This is a messenger RNA of Syzygium oleosum, 853 nucleotides long. Its product is annotated as NADH dehydrogenase [ubiquinone] iron-sulfur protein 4, mitochondrial. Bases 77 to 544 code for a protein of 155 amino acids. NCBI's taxonomy places the organism in Eukaryota, Viridiplantae, Streptophyta, Magnoliopsida, Myrtales, Myrtaceae. The record is from RefSeq and is a predicted model, not a curated record. Gene Ontology annotation, biological process: electron transport chain. The transcript is spliced from 5 exons.